AUCCCACUGUUACCUACAUGCACCAAGCAAAGAAGAAUAAACCGAAGUAAAGGCUGCUAAACUCGGUUCUAUUGUUGGUUCAAAUUGGUUAUUACGAGUCUAUUUCCGGUUAAGCACCCUCUCUUCUCUUCUGCGUGCGUUAUACGAAGUUCUCCACUUCAUCAUUUCUCAAUCGCAACGGGGUGAAUUCGAGGAUCGAUCGGAGACUCUUCUCUCAUCACCGGGCCUUCAUCAUCUUCCUCUUUAGUUUCCAACCGUUUCUCGCCGCGAGGAGAGAUGCUUGCUUGACGACGACCUACACCGUUCUCGCCUCCCCUUUUUUUGCUUAACAUUUCUGUGAUCAUUGGUAGAGAAGGAUGUCUACUCCAGCGAGGAAGAGGUUGAUGAGGGAUUUCAAGAGGUUGCAGCAAGACCCUCCUGCUGGAAUCAGCGGUGCUCCUCAAGACAACAACAUCAUGCUCUGGAACGCUGUUAUUUUCGGGCCUGAUGAUACCCCUUGGGAUGGAGGUACUUUCAAACUCUCACUGCAGUUUUCUGAAGAUUAUCCAAACAAACCACCAACUGUUCGGUUUGUUUCUCGGAUGUUCCAUCCUAACAUUUAUGCUGAUGGGAGUAUAUGCUUGGACAUCCUCCAAAACCAGUGGAGUCCUAUAUAUGAUGUCGCUGCUAUUCUUACCUCCAUUCAGUCACUGCUCUGUGAUCCUAAUCCGAAUUCUCCUGCGAAUUCCGAAGCUGCUCGAAUGUUCAGUGAAAGCAAACGCGAGUAUAACAGAAGAGUCCGUGAGGUUGUGGAACAAAGCUGGACUGCAGACUAGUAAUAACAUGCUGUAGCAUUUGUCUUCAACAACAUUGAACCUCCUCUCUUGUGUUUGGUUCCGCUAGCUCUUUCUCUUUCCUGUCUUCCGUGUGUUUUUCAAACUCUGUGAUUGUUGCUAUUAAUGUUUCUAUGUAUUUCCACGUAUUAUCUCAACCACAUUAUAUCUAUUUCAAUUUGAUUAUCUUUCGGAGAUGUUA
This is a messenger RNA of Brassica napus (rape), 1014 nucleotides long. RefSeq names its product ubiquitin-conjugating enzyme E2 2. Gene Ontology annotation, biological process: DNA repair; protein polyubiquitination; proteasome-mediated ubiquitin-dependent protein catabolic process. The record is from RefSeq and is a predicted model, not a curated record. The transcript has 6 exons. Lineage: Eukaryota; Viridiplantae; Streptophyta; Magnoliopsida; Brassicales; Brassicaceae. The coding region runs from base 357 to 815 and encodes 152 amino acids. Gene Ontology annotation, molecular function: ubiquitin conjugating enzyme activity.